Messenger RNA from Plodia interpunctella (Indianmeal moth), 1285 nucleotides. RefSeq names its product enoyl-CoA delta isomerase 1, mitochondrial-like. The record is from RefSeq and is a predicted model, not a curated record. Lineage: Eukaryota; Metazoa; Arthropoda; Insecta; Lepidoptera; Pyralidae. The transcript has 5 exons. The coding region runs from base 150 to 1001 and encodes 283 amino acids. Gene Ontology annotation, cellular component: mitochondrion. Gene Ontology annotation, biological process: fatty acid beta-oxidation.
AUUUAAAAUAACAUUACUUUGACAAAUGUCACAAAAAGUUAUUUUGUGGCGAGUUAUAAAAACUUGCUUGUCUGGAUAAUCGAAGAGUCCAAACAGAGUCCAAGGUUCAGAGAAUAUCAAAAAAGAAUAUUUCAAAAACUUUAUAAAACAUGGUUCCUCUAAGGCUAUUAGUCAACAAUGCCAAGCGAGUAUUGCCCAGUGUCCGACCAAUGUCUGCCAAAGCUGGGCCUCUAGUUGACCUAUCAGUAGACAAUGAAGGUAUUGCCACAUUGACCUUGCAAAGACCACCAGUGAACAGCUUGAAUUUAGAUCUGCUGCAAGACAUAGACAAGGCUCUUGAUGAAGUCACUAAAAACAAGGCAAAAGGGAUGAUAUUAACUUCUUCAGCACCAACAACAUUCUCAGCUGGUCUAGACAUCAUGGAGAUGUACAAGCCAGAAAUGAAGAGGGUGGAGACUUUCUGGACUACGCUGCAGGAAGUUUGGCUCAAGUUGUUUGGUUCCAAUUUUAUCACAGUAGCUGCUAUCAAUGGCCAUGCACCAGCCGGUGGCUGCCUGCUAGCGAUGUCAUGUGAAUACAGAGUGAUGGCCAGUGGGAAGUUUUCGACCGGCCUCAACGAGACAGCCCUGGGCAUUGUGGCUCCACGCUGGUUCAUGGACACCAUGUGUAAUACAAUCUCGAAGAGGGAGGCUGAACUAGCGCUCACUUCUGGAAGAAUGUUUAGUGUUGAAGAAGCUCUUAAGGUAGGCCUUAUUGACGAAGUAGCUGCGGAUAAAGCAGAGUGUGUAGAAAAAAGUAAAAACUUCAUAAAGAAGUUCGACAGAAUACCGCCAAUGGCGCGUGCUUACACUAAACAAAAAAUCAGAGGCGACGCCCUUGAUUGGCUUAAAAAAAAUCGUCAGAAUGACCUCAAAGAGUUCCUAGGAUUUGUUACCAGCCCUAAAGUGCAACAAUCGUUAGAAAUGUACAUGCAAAUGUUGAAAAAGAAGGCUGGUAAGUAAUUGUUAUAAGGCUGAAUUGUGGAAUAUUCAUAGCCAUAAGGAUACAGUGUUUUUGUUAAUUAAUAUUGUAGGUAGUGAGAUUUGAUCAGAUCACACUUUUGAGAGAUUCAUUAUUGAGUAGUAAUUGUGUGAUGUGACUUUAUUUUAUGUAAAUAUAUAAAAGUAGCAUGAAAUAUGAGUAAGUUAAUAUGAAAAAUCAGGUAUGAUACAUUUUACACAUGUGAAAUUUUUAUAUAUUGUAUUUUACACCAUGCUUAUUCGAAAUAUAUUGUUUUGUAAAAUAA